UUAGCCAGGAUGGGGCCUAGGCAGGGGGAAGAGGCUGGAUCCUCUGUCUAUCACCACAGAUCACAGAAAAAGCUAAGGAGCUUGAGGGAGGAUGGCCUGGAGCCUGAUGGUGCUUCUGCCCUGUCUCUUGGUCUCUGUGCAUGGGAACAAAGCUCCAAGUUUCACCAAUAACAUGACUGUAGCUCGCGUGCCUGAGGACCUGCCUGUGGGGGAUGUAGCUUUCUGGAUUACAGCCACAGAUGCAGAUAAUGACGCUCUGAUAUUCAGUCUGGGUGGUCGUUAUGCCUAUUUCUUUGGUGUCGAUGAGACCACAGGGGAGGUGAAACUGAACAGUCCUUUGGAUUAUGAGACCCUGUACCAUUUCUCCGUCACCAUUUCUGUGUGGGAUAAGAUAAAUCCACAGGUGCAGAAGGAUUUACAAAUCAUUGUGAUUGAUAAGAAUGACAAUGAGCCAGUCUUCCAGAAUACACCCUAUUCUACUAGUAUCAAUGAGACCCUGCCUGUGGGCUCUCAGGUUUACACAGUGAGAGCAGAAGACCCGGACACGGGAUUAGGUGGCCUGGUAAACUACACCAUUCUUGAGGUUAUCCCCAAUACUCCAGAAAACCAGCAGCUCUUCUCCAUCCUGUUAAAUGGCACCAUCAUCCUUAAAGGUCCCCUCAGCUACAACAACAAAAGCAUGUUCUACCAAGUGAAACUGCAGUCCUGUGACCAAGACAAAGUUAAACCAUUGUGUUCCCAAUCAGUCUUCCUGUCAAUCACAGUUAUUGACCUUCCAGAUCUAGACCCACAGUUUCUCCAGGAACCUUACACAGCUUCAAUAGGAGAAGAUGCAGCCCUGGGCACCUCGGUGUUGACCUUGAAGACUGUGGAUGGAGACAAAGGCAUCAAUGAUCCAGUCAAGUUCUCUAUCACUAAUUCUACAAAGCCUUGGUUUAAGAUCGGGGAGCAGGAUGGGGUCAUCACGGUGAAUCACCUUUUGGAUCGGGAACUACUGCUAGAUGAGAAUGAAGAGGUUCACUUGGAGGUCACGGCCACAGAAAUCCAUCUCAACAUCUAUGGGCAAGAGGCUAAAGCCAAGACUUGGGUCACCAUAAAAGUGACAGAUGUAAACGAUCACUCCCCCCAGUUCUACAGCUGCAUCCUGCCUGACUGUGAUUUCUCUGAUGAUAAGGCAGUAUCCACUUUCACUGGUUACCUGCCUGAACAUUCUUCCACCCGGGUGCCUGUCAGCAACCUGACUAUGGUGGCUUAUGACCCAGACAAGGGUCUCAAUGGCACUUUUCUGCUAUCCCUGGCUGGCCCUGAUCACAUGGCUUUUGCUGUGUCCCCGGAAAAGGUGGUGAACACAGGAGAGGUACAAGUGUUGGUCUUGCAGUCUAACCUUGUGGAUUUUGAGCAGAAGCAGAUAAUGGAGCUAGAGGUCAUAGCCAAUGACUCUAGCAGCCACAUGAUCUCCACUGCCAAGGUAACCAUCCAUGUGGAAGACAUUAAUGACCACGCACCUGAGUUCAACAAGUCCCAGUACAUUCUAUAUGUAUAUGAGCACUGCCAGGACGGCACAGUGGUUACCAAGGACAUCAAGGCCACGGAUCCUGAUACUGACUUCAGAGGACACAUCACUUACCACCUUAUCUCAGGGAGCAGUGCGGAUAUCUUUCAGGUGAACCCCAGCUCUGGAGAGAUCACAGUUAAGAAUGGCAGCCUGCUGGACCGGGAGCUGCAAUCUGUCUACUACCUCACGCUGCAAGCCACAGAUGGAGGUAACCUGACAGGCUCCACCCUCCUGCAGAUCAUCCUGCAGGACAUCAAUGACCAGGCCCCUGUGGUCAGUGGUUCCUACAACAUCUUUGUCAAGGAGAUGAAGGACAAUGUCACAGUGACCAUCCAGGCCUAUGAUAAUGAUGACCCUAACACUAACAACAGUGAGAUCCGUUUUAGACUCCUGCCCAGUCCAUAUAGUAAGAAUUUCACCUUGGACUCAGUCACGGGGUUACUGACAAACCGGGGGCCCUUGGACCGAGAGGCCAUCGACCCCAAUCUGUCGGGAAAGAUCGUGCUGACAGUGUUCGUCUAUGACCUAGGAGUUCCCUCCCUCAACACCACAGUCAACGUCAACAUCAACGUAGAGGACAUCAAUGACAACAUACCUGUAUUCAAUUUUACCAUUUAUAGAUUCUAUGUGAAGGAAAGAGUGAAGGGUGCGUACUUGGGCAUCGUGAAAGCCUGGGAUGCUGACCAGACUGAUGUCAACAGCCGCGUGGCCUUCAGUCUGACUGGGGAUGGGGCCAGCAACUUUGAGAUCCGCUCCACGUUCCUGGGCUCGGGCUGGAAUGAGGGCAACGUGUCCCUGGUCUCAGAUGUGAGCCUGGACUACGAGAGACCGCCCAGCAACUUCACGCUGACUGUGCUGGCGCAGAAUGCAGCCGAGUCGGAGGGGACGGGCUCUGCCACGCUGCUGGUCAUCACGGAAGACGUGAACGAUGAGGCUCCAAGCAUCCUAGCAUCUUCCCUGAAAGAAGUCCGGUUGCGGGAGCACCAAGGCAAACAGAACGGCCUCGUGGCUCACGUGGAGGCCCAGGAUCCUGACACAAAUGCCUCCCUAGAAGUUCGUCUUCAGGACACGGUCUGCUUGAAGAAGGGAGUGGAUGUGGGUGACGUGUGCCAUGGCUGGUUCAGGCUGGUCCCCAACGGUAGCGUCUACAUCAACGACAGCAUGGCCAUCGACUACGAAGUCUGUGACCUGGUCAGGCUGCUGCUCCAAGCCUGGGACCUGCACACGGCCGAGGGCUUCCCUGCCAGCAGCCCUAAUGAGACUCUGCCAAUCACCAUCUUGGACGUGAAUGACCAUCCACCCCAGUUCCUGCCGACCAAUGAGACAUUUGUGAUCAUACCAGAAGUUCUUUCUCUGAAUCAGCAGGUGGCUUCUGUGAAGGCCACAGACAAGGAUGAUGGAGUUAAUGCAGAUCUCAACUUCUUCAUUGACCAGAUAGAAUUCAUCCCCAAGGAUGGUCCCAGAAUCCCCUUUGAAGGCCUGUUCCGGAUCAAGUCUUCAUCUGAAGGCGACAUAUACACAGGGAGCAUAGUGGUGGUGACUACUCUUGACAUUACUCUCAAGGGAACCUACCAGUUAACAAUCAGGGUCCAAGAUAAACCUGUUGACGACCCACCUCUGACAGCGAACACCUCCCUGAAUCUUUUUACUGUGGAUCAGAGCUAUCGUCUACGGCUUCAAUUCUCAACAGGAGCAACAGAAGUGGGAAGCAAUACUAAUGCAAUCAAAGCUGCCCUGAUGGAAGCAACUAGGACCACGGUCUACAUUGUAAGCAUCAAGGAUCUUGAAACCCCAAAUUCCAGAGCUAAGGGCUUAUCUUAUAUGGACGCCUACUUUGUAUACAGCAAUGGAACAGCCUUGACCCUCAGUGAUCUCAACAUGUACAUCAGGAGUGACCAGGAAGUGUUAGCCACACUGCUACGACUUGGGCUGGUAGUGAUUGGCUCUGGAGAAGAGAUAAAGCAGGACAAAGACAAGGAGUUCCUCAGCAUCAUUGCUGGGCUGGGAGGUGCUUUGAUACUUCUCAUCAUCAUCAUGGUUGUAUCUUUAGUGUGCACCAGGAAGAGCUACAAAAGGAAGCUUAGAGCUGUGAAGGCUCGUAAAGAGGCCAUGAAGACAAAUGAAAUACUCACCAGCCAGACUCUUGCAAUCCCUGGGACAAACCUGUUUAAUGCAGAGAAAGCCAACCCUAUGCUCAAUUUUUCUUCGAUGGAUCUCGGCUUUGAAUCUCUUUCUUCCCGUAAUGAAGAUGAUGUUGCCAGCAUCAACUCCUUAGAUGAGAACAAGGUGGAUACAGAUGUGGAUAUAGUCAUGGACAUGGACCUAGUGAAGGAGCACAAGGAGAAACCAGAGUUGACUGACACUGAGCCGCUGACCACGGUGCUGAAGGCAGGAAAGGACAAAAAUCAAGAAAAGGACAAGUUGGUGCUGAAAUUGGGUGAAGUCAACAUGGCUCUGGAUACCACUGACCUCUAACCCUGCCUAUGCCCCCUGCCGCCCUCCACCCCCUCCUGAGGUCACCCCCUGUCUCCGCUUCCCC
This is a messenger RNA of Sarcophilus harrisii (Tasmanian devil), 4094 nucleotides long. It is a transcript of the gene CDHR2, whose product is annotated as cadherin related family member 2. Gene Ontology annotation, molecular function: cadherin binding; calcium ion binding. The transcript has 32 exons. Lineage: Eukaryota; Metazoa; Chordata; Mammalia; Dasyuromorphia; Dasyuridae. The record is from RefSeq and is a predicted model, not a curated record. Bases 92 to 4030 code for a protein of 1312 amino acids. Gene Ontology annotation, biological process: homophilic cell-cell adhesion. Gene Ontology annotation, cellular component: catenin complex; plasma membrane.